UUGACAGUCUCGGUCCACCACAGCAACGCCAGAACCGUCUGACAGGACGCAGCCAUGGAGGCCGUGACACACUGGGUGAGCUGUCCUGUGCGCUACCAGAAACAUUUUGAAGAAGGUGACCUGGAUGAUUUCGUGGAGGACCACCACCUGUUCGCAUUACCAGGCCCCGCUGUCCCGGACAUUAAGUCAGAACCACUCGACCGCAACCGGCAGAGAACAGCGCCUGUUUACCAAGUGCUCCUUGACGUCUCACAGUUCAGACCCGAGGAUGUUCUGAUUCAGGUGUUUGAGGGCUGGCUGUUGGUCAAGGCCCAGCACGGAGCCAGAAUGGAUGAACAUGGUUUUGUUUCUCGUAGUUGUAUUCGACAGUAUCCCCUUCCUGAGACGCUGCAGCGGGCGGGGGAUUUGAGGGCCAUUCUGUGUCAGGAUGGGAUCCUGGUGGUGGAGUCCAAAGAGCGGGUGGAGGUGUCCCAGUAAGGAGCCCUAUUCCUGUGUAGGAUGGGUGUGGAUACGACUAAGGACCAGGUCAAACGAUGAUGAUUCUCUGACUGAAUGUUACAAUUCUUUUGUUAUGGUUGAUCAUUGUAGGCUACUACUGCCUAAAGCCUACUAUUGAUUAAAGUCUUUUGAAUUGUUUUUGCCUAUGUUAUUAAAGUACAUUUGAUGACA
Osmerus eperlanus (European smelt) is the source of this 669-nucleotide messenger RNA. It is a transcript of the gene hspb3, whose product is annotated as heat shock protein, alpha-crystallin-related, b3. NCBI's taxonomy places the organism in Eukaryota, Metazoa, Chordata, Actinopteri, Osmeriformes, Osmeridae. The transcript has a single exon. The record is from RefSeq and is a predicted model, not a curated record. The coding region runs from base 55 to 477 and encodes 140 amino acids. Gene Ontology annotation, cellular component: nuclear speck; cytoplasm.